Molecule: messenger RNA, 2373 nt
Organism: Zonotrichia leucophrys gambelii
Lineage: Eukaryota; Metazoa; Chordata; Aves; Passeriformes; Passerellidae
Gene: SIGIRR
Product: single Ig and TIR domain containing
Exons: 10
Coding region: 335-1588 (417 amino acids)
Biological process (GO): signal transduction
Source: RefSeq, a predicted model, not a curated record
CAGGUGGAGGUGGAGCAGCGGGAGGGAGGGACAGCCAGCCCUUCCCAGGGCCUGGCGCCCGGGGAUUGGGGCAGCGGGAGCGCCGGCCAGGGCAGGGGCUGAACUGGGAGGAGGAAUAGAUAAACUACUAAAACAGAAAGGGGAAAAAAAAAAAAACGAGAGAAAUUCCAAGCACUGAUCUGGCCGGUCGGGUCGGCUCAAGCGGGAGGCGACGAGCAGGAAGCCUGCGGCUGGGGAAGCUCCAAAGGCCCAGCCCGCCCUGUGGCACAGGCAGGUGGACUUUGUCCCCCACGGGAGAUGCUGGCAGCGCCCGCGCCUGUCAUCUGAGCGCGCCAUGGCAGACCUUUGCAGUGUGCCCCCCGAAAUCCUGGUGCCGGCUGCCAACGAGACGCUGGAGCUGGUGCUGGGCAGCCAGGUCGAGCUGAACUGCACUGUGCGCUGGGCGGGCACCGAGCACUGCCAGCCCAUUCCCACCUGGAGCAAGGACGGGCAGUGGCUGGGCAGGGGCAGCAGCCAGGACACUGUCUGGUCUGGCCGAAACUCCUCGGAGCAGCUCCUGGCCAGCGUCCUGCAGCUCAACCUCACCCAGGAUGCCGAUUUUGGGGUGUUUGCCUGCUGGAUCAGCAAUGCCACGGCCACCUUCACCCUGCGGCGAGCAGAGGCAGUGGGGCACGUGCCAGCCGUGCUGGCAGCCCUCCUGGUCCUGCUGCUCCUGGUGCUCCUGGCUGUGCUCUACGUCCAGUGCCGCCUGAACGCGCUGCUCUGGUACCGGGACCACUACGGAGAGCUGGAGAUCAACGAUGGGAAGCUGUACGAUGCCUACGUCUCCCACGCCAAUGCCCCCGAUGAUCGGAAGUUCAUCCACUUCAUCGUGAAGCCGCAGCUGGAAAACCGCCACGGCUACAAGCUCUUCCUGGAUGAACAGAACAUCCUGCCCAACUCAGAACCAUCAGCUGACCUCAUCAUGAAUGUCAGCCGGUGCCGGCGCCUCAUUGUGGUGCUCUCCGUGGCGUACCUGGAGCAGGAGUGGUGCAACAGCAGCUUCAGGGAAGGGCUCUGGAGGCUGCUGGAGCUUUCCAGGAAACCCAUCUUCAUCGUCUUCGAGAGCCAGUACCGGGAGAUCACUCACCCCGCCAUCACCCUGCUGAAGCAGCACCGAAGCGCGGUGACCCUGCUGGUGUGGAGAGCCGGCUCCAUGACCCCAUCGUCGGACUUCUGGAAGGAGCUGUGCCUGGCCCUGCCGCGCAAGGUGUCCUUCCCGGCGGGAAGGAGCGUGGGGGACCCGCAGACCCAGCUGCAGGAGGACAAGGACCCCAUGCUGAUCCUGCACAGCAGCUACCUGGACAGCGCGGGAGACCUGGACCCCGACGGGGACCUCGGCACAGGCCUCCGAGGGCGCAUCUUCGGCAGCCCCCCGCCCCCCCGCCUCGGUGGGCCCGGCAUUCUCAGGGCUCCAGGCUCCAGCGGGAUGGAGGAGGCACAGCUGAGGAAUGGGCAGCGCUCCGAGAUCGACGUCUCGGACCUGGGGUCGCGCAACUACGGUGCCCGCACGGACUUCUACUGCCUGGUGACAGAGGAUGACAUCUGAGCAGGACCACAGGUGUCCCCCAGCCCGGUGGGGACACACGGACCAGGUCAGGGCUGAGGAGCCCGGAGUUAUGAUGGGAUCAGAGCCAUGGCCGUGCUGGGAAAGCAAGAGCUGGCUCCAGAGUGGAGGACUGGAAAACCAUCACCAGGAGCACCCUGCCUGUAAUACCUCAGUGCCACCCCUGGGCGCCACCCAUGUGGCUGGGCCGUGUCCCUUGCCGUGGGUGGCAGGUAUGUUCUUCCUGCACGAUGGACAGUGCUGGGAUGGGUGAUGCUCUCCGAGGAACAACGUGUCCCAGCCCCAGGGAGUGCCCGACAGAGGAGUGGUGGCAGCACCUUUGUCCCAUAUGGAAACCCCCGUGACAAUAAAAGGCUGCUGCACCCACUGCGUCUGUCCAUGAUAGGGACACAGGUGACACAGAGGGAGGGGCAUUCCCCACUACAGGCAGUGCUUAGAUCUGUCCUUCCCCAGCCAGUGUCACUGUCACACUAACUUGGAGCCAUGCCAGGCACAGAGCCUCACCCUGUGCUGGUGUCUCCAUGGCACUGCUGUCACCAGGACACUGUCCCCCCUCUCCCAGAUGCCAUCCAAAUGCAGGCGCAGGUGGGCAUCACUCAAGGCCUUUAUUUCAGGGGUACACAGGGCGGGGGGUUGUACACAGAGAGCUGCAGAGCCAAACACCCCAUGCCCCGAGCCUGGACUGUGCCGGUGCUGCUCCCCGUGGGGGCUGCUCCAGCCUCUCCGCCCGCUCCCCCCAUCCUCCCACCCCUCUACCUACUCUAUAU